This is a messenger RNA of Phaedon cochleariae (mustard beetle), 8181 nucleotides long. The record is from the annotation of a GenBank genome assembly. NCBI's taxonomy places the organism in Eukaryota, Metazoa, Arthropoda, Insecta, Coleoptera, Chrysomelidae.
AUUCCAUGUAAUGAGAUAGUCGAAGUGAUCAAUUUACAUUCGCAAGAUGGAUCAUUUCGAACGAGACAAAAGAAUAAAAAAUCCAAGAGAAACUGCCAAUAUUUUCUCGAUAUUAACCUUCGCACAUACAAGGAUUUUGUUCAAAAGAGGACUAAAACAUGAUUUAGAAGAAAAAGAUCUUUAUAACGUGGCAAAGUGCUGUGAUUCCAAAAGAUGUGGGGAUAAGCUACAAAAAUCAUGGCUAGAGGAGAACAAACUGAACAAAAAUUCUUCCAUAUACAGGCUCCUAUGGAAGAGAUUUGGAUAUAGAUAUCUUUUCAUUGGACUAAUUGAUGGAUUGUAUAAAAUAUUAAUCAGUAGCAUUUUAGAGCCCCUAGCUCUGAGUAAAGUGAUAUCCUACUUUGAUCCUUCCCAAAAAGAAAUGACCCAAACUGAUGCCUACUACUAUUCAGGAUUCCUUUUAUUUUCCGUAAUCUUAAAUGCUGUCUACUACCAUAACUCUUUGUUUUGGGCAGCUCAUUUGGGAAUAGAAAUCAAAACUGCAUUCUCAUCGUUGUUGUACAGAAAAGCCUUGAAACUUUCUCCCAGCUCGAUUUCGAGUAUAUCUUUAGGCAAUAUAGUGACCUUGAUCACCAAGGAUGUGUAUACUUUUCAGAAUUCUAUAUGGGUUUUCAAUGAUAUUUGGUCUGGAACUCUACAAACUUGCGUUAUAUGCUAUCUCUUGUACAGGAAGAUUGGCUACGUCUCUUUCCUUGGUAUUUUCGUGAUCAUGAGUGCUAUACCACUACAAUCAUAUUUAGGAAGAUGUAUUAGCAAAUUGAGAAUAUCAAUAGGCAAAAAAACAGAUGAACGUGUUCAAGAUACCCAAGAAACUCUUUCAACUAUCAGGAUAAUAAAGAUGUACACCUGGGAGAUAUUUUUUGGUGAUAGGAUACAAAAAGCAAGAAGCAUAGAAAUGAGUAAAAUAUUGAUAAGUUACUAUUUCAAAAUGAUCAUCAUCACAGUAGGACUACUCUUUUCAAAGUUUGGCUUCUACUUACUCAUCAUGGCACAUAUUUGGAUGGGUUAUUCUCCUAGUUCAGAGCUGGUAUUUUACAUCAUCUCUAUAUUCAAGGAGUUAGAGUACGAUAUAGGAUUCAUCAUACCUAGUGCUAUAGGAGAAUUCGCAGACCUCUACUCAGCAAUACAGAGAAUAAACAUGGUGAUACAAGCAGAAGAACUGCCGUCUAAAGAAAUAGUUGAUGGACCUAUCGCUACACCUUUUAUAAAACUCGAACAUGUCGAUAUUCAUAUCAAAGAUAUUGAGAUAUUGAAUAAUGUAUCUUUUGAAACUAGAACAGGCCUCACUGUGAUCACUGGGAAAGUUGGUUCUGGUAAAAGUUCUUUGCUGAAAACAAUGCUCCAAGACUAUCCUGUGAGCGGAGGAUCACUGAAGGUCCAUGGGAGAAUAUCUUAUGCUUCACAAGAUCCAUGGUUAUUUCCCUCGACCAUAAGGCAAAAUAUCUUAUUCGGAGAAACGUUUGAAGAAAAGAGAUACCAAGAGGUGAUUCGAAUUUGCGCCCUAUUCUACGAUUUCAAUCUUCUCGAGAAUGGGGAUGAAACUAUAGUGACCGAUAGAGGCGCUAAUCUCAGUGGAGGACAACAAGCUAGAGUGAACUUAGCGAGAGCUAUAUACAAAAAUAGCGACAUAUAUCUGUUGGAUGACUCCCUAGCAGCACUGGACUCUCAAGUACAAGAUUUUAUCUUUAAUGAGUGUAUAUUGAAAUUUCUGAAUAGCAAAAUUUGUAUUUUGGUGAGUCAGAAUUUGAAUCAUAUCCAGAAAGCUGAUCAAGUGGUAAUCAUGGAAGGUGGUCAGAUCAAAUCUUCCGGAACUAUAGACCAGAAGAUUUUGAAUAAUUUGAGCAGCUUAGCGAAUAGACAUAAUUUAGAAAAAUACAAUGGUAGUAACAGCAUAAAACAUGAUGAAGCCGAUGAAUCGUUGACUGAGGAAGCAGUAUUAUUAGAAACAGAACAAGGAUGUGGUCAAAAGAUAUAUAGUGAGAUCAAGAAACAAGGAAAGGUAGAUUUCGAUGUGUACAAGAAGUAUGCUAUGUUUGGUGGAGGGGCAUUGAUGAUAAUGUUGAAUGUAACGGUUUUCGGACUUGCCCAAGGAUGUGAUAGCUAUUCUGAUAAACUACUGACUACAUGGGUUGACAAGCAACAGGUAGUCUUAGACCUUGGAAAUUCGACUUCUAAUAGUACAAACUUGAGUUCUCUUCGUGUUGCUGUUGAGGAUAGCCAGUACACUAUCAAAUUAUACUCGAUCUCAAUAUUUGUAUCAGCUAUCAUGACUGGUAUCAAAACCUACUUCAUUUUCGAUUUUUGUAGAAGAGCUUCAGUAAAUAUUCACAAAUCUAUGAUUGGGAGUAUGAUGAAUGCGCUAAUGUCUUUCUUUGAUACUCAUUUCCUUGGGAACAUACUCAAUAGAUUCUCUCAGGAUUUGAAUAGUAUCGAUGAGCAUUUACCACUCAUAUUGGGUGAAGUUUUCAGGUCAGUUUUUUCAAUUAUUGGAAUCAUAGUGCUGAUCGUAACAGUGAAUUCUAGUUUCUUAGCAUAUGCUCUUGUGAUAUUCCUAGCUCUCCUCAUGGUGAGGAGGGUCUAUAUGCCAACAGGUCGAAGUCUCAAGCGUUUAGAAGCAUCAACAAGAAGUCCUAUGAUAGGACACUUGAAUGCAUCACUGGAGGGCUUGACCACUAUAAGGGCCUGUGGAAUAGAAGAGACUCUCAUAAACGAAUUCGAUAGACACCAGAAUUUGUUCACCUCGGCUCAUUUCAUUGGCCAAACCACUACAAGAGCUUUCGGGCUUUGGAUGGACUUGAUUUGUUCACUAUAUGUGUGUAUUGUAGUGAUUUCUUUCAUAUUCUUUGAAUCAAAUAGUACAGCUGGGGAUGUAGGUCUAGCCUUGACUCAAGUACUUCUACUAUCUAGUGAGGUACAGUGGAGUAUCCGUCAAUGGUCAGACCUUGAAAACCUCAUGACGUCUGUAGAAAGGCUAGUUGAGUACACUGAUGUCAAAGCAGAAACCACAGGUGGUACUGAGGUCGAGCAUUGGCCACAAGCAGGCAGUAUUACUUACAAGAAUGUUUCCCUCACUUAUAAUAAUAAUGAAACGGUACUAAAAAAUUUGACCUUCGAAAUCAAACCCGGCGAAAAAAUUGGAAUAGUUGGUAGAACAGGAGCUGGCAAGUCUUCGAUAAUAGCAACAAUCUUCAGACUAUAUGAAGCUGAUGGUUCUAUUCUCAUAGACAAUGUUGACAUCAAAACGUUGUAUUUGAAGUACUUGAGGAAGCACCUAGCUAUAAUCCCUCAAGAACCAGUAUUAUUUUCAGGGUCUAUCCGGACGAAUCUAGAUCCAUUCCAGGAAUUCCAGGAUGCAGAUAUCUGGAAAGCCCUUGGUCAAGUAAAUUUGAAAAGUGCAAUUCAUGAUUUGAACGCCCCAGUGAAAAAUCAUUCCUCAAAUUUCAGCUCUGGGCAAAGACAACUGAUUUGCUUAGCCAGAUCUAUUCUACGUAGAAAUAAGAUCUUGAUUCUGGACGAGGCAAGUGCUAACAUGGAUAGUGAAACUGACUCACUAUUGCAGGCUAUAAUCAAAGACAAUUUCGCAGAAUGCACUGUAUUAACGAUUGCUCAUAGGUUACAGACCAUUUUACAGAGUGAUAGAGUUAUGGUUCUGGAUAGAGGGGAGAUAGUGCAGUUUGAUAGUCCAAAUGAAUUGCUAAAAAAUACACAGGGUAUAUUUUAUGAAAUGAUCAAUCAAGCAGGGCUGCUCAAGAAGUAUUAAAAGUUGAAUAAAUUAGUUCCCAAAUGAAGUGCUGUUAUUCAAAAUGUUACACUUUCCAAUUCGCGUAAUGUUUUUGAGUCGUUCAAGGACUGCAAGAUCUUCCUCACAAGUGAUUUCAAUCGCUAAAAAAGAAAGUUAAAAAUAUUUAGUGAAUUCCUAUAUUCCGUUUGGCUGUGAAUCGGUCUUACACUUAUCUUUGAUUUUUCUGCAAUCCUUUUUGAUGAAGGUACUUCUAGUAGGUUUGCCAGGAAAUAAUUCACAUAGCGCUGAUAGCUUUGCGUUGCAGUUAACUACUCUCCAUAAUUUUUCUGAGUCUAGAACAACGCAAUCUUCACUUUUACUGACUGAUCUUGGAUGUCCAGGAGCCCAAGCUCUGAAAAUAAAGAAUAUUCUUGUACCCAUCAGUUGGCGUAUCGAAUAUAAUCUGUAGAAACCUGUAAUUGGUGCAGCUGAGAAGCAAACCAGAAGCUGUUACAAACUUUCCUUCCUCAUGCAUAUCAUCCAUACCAACAUAGGCUAAUCUGAACCAGCUUUCAAGAGUUGUAUUCAGAAAUUCUGAAAGAUGUUUUGUCUUCACCUCAGAAGAUACAUCUGCUAAUUCACCUCCAAAUGAUUUGCAACUUUCUUGGGCCAAUGUGUGAUUCUUCUUCUCAGGUGAGACAUAAAAAAUACCAAUAUUUUUUAUACAAGUUGCAUUGGAUGAAGCUACAAUAAUAAUAAUUGUAGAGUUCGAUUUGUGCAUUUAUCUGAUAUUAUGUUUUUGUACACUUACAGUUUAGAUGUCCAAAGGAACUAUAAUAAUCAAAAGCCACAUCUGAUACAAAAGUAUUACUCGUUCCGAUUUCCGGACAACCCAACAGUUGACAGUUUCUUUGAGAACCAUUGAUGAAUUGAUUCCCUUCUCUUGGACUGUAGUUGAAUGCCAAACUUCUCCUUCUUUUUGCGAAUGAAAUGCAGUCUCUAAGUGAAUUAGUAUCGCUCCAAGACAAUAUUGGUAGAUUAGAUUUCUUGCAUUCCUUGAUUCUGUAAUACCUCAACGGUCUAGGAAUGGUAUCACAGGUUCUUCUGCAUCGGAUUUCUGUUGAAACUAAAAGCGUUAACAAGGCAGUUAAUGUAUUCAUGAUUAAAACACACGAGUAUCUCAUGAAUGGGAUAAAAAUUUUAUUAGAGUAAUUUGUUCAGAACAACAAUUUCAGGAUAUGUCAGUCAAAGCCACAGGAAACACUCAUUAUAUUUCCGAAUCAGAGACAACUGAAGCGUCAUCUUCCUCAUCGUUAAUUCUUUCAUCCUCGACUUGUAUCUUCUCCAGUUCUUCCGGUUCGUAUUCAUCCCGCGUUUCUUGUGUUCCCUCUCUCUUGUUUGUAUCGGCUAAUUCUAUCUCCUCAUAGGGUUGGUCUCCUCUCUCUUGCUCCGCCUCCUUCUCUUCUGGCUUCUCUUGGGGGCGGACAUAAUCACUCUCAGUUGCUAUGGGGCGGCUGGUAGAUAAUCUUCUGAUGAGGGCAUUCUCCACUUUGGGAAAAACGUCCUCUGGAGCGCUACUCGUAUUGAUCUACAAGGAGUGGUAUUGCGAGGGAUCAUUUGACGAAUUAGCUAAGAAACGUUGGCACUUACACUCUCGAUUUUCAAUGCGAAUUUUCCAAGGCAUACUUUCAUAUCUCUGUUAGCGUUGGCUAUGUCUUUCUUCAGGUUAUCUUCGUUCAGCUCGGUAUCGGAUUUUUCUUUGGCUCUGUCGAUGAGGAGGGGAGUGUCUGAAUAGAAGUAGAAGAUGAAAUUGACGUUGCCGAUUUCCUUGAGGAACAUGUCUGCUUGCUUAGCGUUCUUGGGAAAGUUGCUGAUCAGGAAGCCUCUAAUGUUGUCGUUGGAGUUUAGAAGGGAUUCUUUGAGGAGAUCUAUCACGAUAGUCUAAAAGUAACAUUGAACUUUUUCAAACAAUCUCAAGUUUUUGAGUAACUUACAUCGUUUAUUUUUCUUGCGGUAUCUAAAGCUUCCUUCACGAUACAUCCUCUUUUGGUGUCAUUCAUCGCUUCUUGGCGUAAAAGUUCACUGAUGCUGAUCACUUCUAGAUCGUAUUUUUCCUUUAUCAAAUUCCCAUGAGUUUUUUUGCCAGUAUUUUUUUGUCCAGCUAACCAAAUCAUCGGUAAAUUUUUGUUCUGUAUAGGCGUCAUGUCAUAUUGGACUCGUUCUGUAGAAGGUGCCUAGAAUCGUGGAAAUGAAAUGGUAGGAUAAGGGAGACUUUGGUAGAAUCUAUCGACUUACUGCUGAAACACAUGAAAACGGUAUAUUCCCCAUUUUUCAAUUCGUCUACAUCAGUCGGAAAAUUCAAAUACUUUUUGGUAAACCUCUGACAUUCACCUAUCAGAUAUUGACUGCUGCUUGGCGUAUCAUACAGGAUGUGUCGAUCUGAUGAACAAUGAAUUGUUAUUCCAUCCUACCAGAAGAAGGAGCAGUCGAAUUUUCCAGAGUUCUCAAUAGUUAUUUGUUUUACUAGGCAGGAAAGUAGUAGAUUGACUGCCGUAUGAAACAUAAUUUUUUCUCUAAAUGUUAAAGAACUAAUUUUGUGAAUUUUCUUUUAUUGACUAUAUCACUCAUCACAUAAUCUGACCAAUCACAAGCCAGAGGAAGAUAUUCAGAACAGAGUGGUGUUUUGCUAGACUAUUCACGUUCACGGAGCAUGAAAAGCAUUUAUUAUAAAUGAGUGAUUCAUAAUGACAAGUACACUCAUAAUUAUUUCAUGCCAAACUGACAGACUUUGCUUCGCUAUGCGAAUAAUCGAAUUAUAAAUACAUAUUCAACAGGACGACUUUGGAAGUGAUUUCUUAGGAAAGGAUGAUGAUUGGUCUACAAAUACAGUGAGUUAUGUCAACAGUGCUUUAUUUUGCGUAUAAAUAAAACAGUAUAAAUUAAAUUUAUUAUUUCCUAAUUUGUUUGGUGUGUGCUUAUCUAUGGGUAUCCUAAGAUAUGCUAUUAGGACACCAAUGGAUCCAAAUAUGUGGUCACCUCUGCGAAGAUAUCGUCAGUAGUCCUUUCUGCAUUUAUCUGAAAAAUCGAAAUAAAUAUCUUCAAAAAGUGCCAAAAAGUACAAGUGGAAUUGAGAUGUGUGAAAUAAAGGUGGAUAUAUGUAUGGUGAAAUAGCUCCCUCUUACAAAACCCUAGAAAUUUUUGUAGACCUCUGGCCUACUUGAUUAUGUCGAAUUCUAUCACCGUAGUAAGGCCGCGCAAAACUAACGCUAGAUGGCGCUGUUCCCGAAGUGAUCUUGCUACACAAUGGUUGUUUUGUUUUGUUGUUUACAUUUACGUAUAUUAAUUCGUGAUUCAAAAACAUUGAGAAAAAGUGAUUGAUUUAAUGAAAAAGACGUGAAAUUUUCAUUAUAUCUGUGAAGUUCAUGUGGCACGAUGUUCCCUACGCCAUCUACAAUCAAUCUGGUGCGGCCUUGCUACGGUGUCUCGCGGUUUACACGUUUUGGAAAAAAAACAAUUGACAAGUGGUUACACCAGUCUAUUUUCAUCAUGUGUGAAAUAUUCAUUUUGUCAGUUGAAGAUCAUGGAAUCGAAAUGUUAUCAUUUGUUUAUUGCUUGUACGGGAUGAUACGUUAUAAAGUAAAACCCCCUGUAACUCAAUAUUGUAAUCAUAGACCAGGCCUACUACCGAAAAUCAUUCAGAUUCAGUCAAACUUUUGUUAGUUAUCAGAGUCCAUAUUUUGAUAAAUAUAAAAAUGAAAAAUAUAUGAAGUACGAAAGGUUUUUCCAAUGGUACGGAAAUAUGUAUGGUUUUCCAUUUAAAAUUCAUCCUUUUUGCUGCUUCCUGUAUGUUUUUGCAGAAAGUGAAAAUGUAUCUCUUGAUUCGAAAAAAAUCGUCUGUAAGGCUAUUUUUCUUUUUUUUCUUUCAACUGUCAAAAAUCAACGAGUUAUAGGGAGUGUUAGUUCAUAACUUGUCCCCCGGUACACUCAAUUCAAGUAGCACGUUAGAAGAAGAAGAGCAGUUAGUUUUUUGUAAGUCUUAAUAACUCUUGAAUUUUAAAGUAUGGGUUUUGAUACGAAUUUGACGCAGAAACAAUUCGUGGAAUCACUUACUGAGGACAAUUUUAUUGAAUUGAAUGUAUGAUUUGGAAUACUUAUAGAUAAAGUUUGCGAAAACACUAACGGCAACAACAAUGUAUAGAUAAUAUUUGUUGUUAAACAGAGUGACUUCAAAUUCUAUGUGAAUCUCAUGAAACGUCUACAAGUCUAGAAACGUGAUGAAACAAAUGUUUCGUAAUAUUUCUCACAAUAUUGGUAUUCGAUGUGUCCGAUAAUGAAUAUUAUAUUGUUCAUUAGUUGUUUUCUCAUGAAACCUUUAUUAUUGUAUCAAUAUUAUUAUUAAG